AUGGAGGUUGCCACGACCGGCAACAUGGUGAUGCCCCAGCCCACUGACCAGCAGCUGGGUGGCCAUGCCGUGUGCGCCGUGGGCUACGACGACUUCAAGCAGUGCUUUAUCGUCCGGAACUCCUGGGGCGAGGGGUGGGGCGACAAGGGUUACUUCUACAUGCCUUACGAGUACAUGUGCCACCCGGCGCUUGCCUCCGACUUCUGGGCCAUCAACUGGGUGGAGGGCUUCAAGAACACCAGCAGCGCUUCCAGCAGCGCAGUGGGAGGCGCUCCAAGGCACCCCAGCGUGGUUUCCCUCCCGCUGCGGACAACCAUGAAGUUCGGCUGGCGACCAGACAUGCCGGAUCAUCGCGACCUUCACGUGACCUUUGACAAAAAGGACGCCCCCAGCCAGAUCAAGAGGAAAGCUGAGG
Symbiodinium pilosum is the source of this 415-nucleotide messenger RNA. The record is from the annotation of a GenBank genome assembly. Lineage: Eukaryota; Dinophyceae; Suessiales; Symbiodiniaceae.